AUGCCAUCAGUAUCCUCCACCGCCUCCUCCAGACAGUCCAACGAAGGCCGAUUCGACACCCUGACCCCCGACCAGCAGGAACGGCUCAAGCAAAUGUGGUCGGUUCUGCUGGCGGCCAUGGAGAUCGCGGAGCCCCAGGCGCCCGCCGCGUCGCCCACGUUCGAUCCCAAGCCGCUGGUCCCCAAGCUGCUGGGCGACAUGACCUCCAAGGAGAUCCGUCUGGUUCUGUGGAACCUGUCGCGCACCAUGACCAUUGACAACAUGCUGCUGCGGUUUCUGCGGGCCCGCCAGUUCGACGUGGCCAAGUCGGUCGAGAUGCUGGGAAGGACUCUGCACUGGCGACUCAAGGAGUCCGGAUUGGACGAGCUGCAGUUCCGAGGCGAGAUCGGAGCUCUCAAGUCCAACGACGUGGAGUUCAUGACCCAGCUGCGAUCCAAGAAGGCAUACAUCCACGGCCGAGACAAGUGUGGACGGCCCGUGGUGCGAAUCACGCCCCGUCUGCACUCCAAGGACAAGCAGAGCCCCCAGUGCAUCGAAAAGUUCACCCUGCACCUGUUUGAAAGCACGUUGCUCAUGUUGGACGAAAAGGUCGACACCAUUGUCUUCCUCUUCGACAUGACCGGCUUCUCGCUCUUCAACAUGGACUACGCAUACGUCAAGUACGUGCUCAAGUGCUUCGAGGCCUACUACCCUGAGUCACUCGGCCUUGUGCUCAUCCACAACUCGCCCUGGGUCUUCUCCGGCGUGUGGAACAUCAUCAAGGGCUGGAUCGACCCCAACGUGGCCCAGAAAAUCAAGUUCACCAAGAACGUCAAGGCCCUGCAGGAGUACAUUGACAUUGAGCAAAUCCCCGCCGAUAUCGGAGGCAAGGACACCUUCAAGUACGAGUACCCCGAGCCCCGCAACUCCGAGGGCGACAAGCUGCAGGACCACGCGGGCCGAGAACAGGCUCUCAACGAGCGGUCGGCCCUGUGUCAGCAGCUGGAACAGAACACAAUCGAGUGGGUGCAAUGCUCGGCAGGCUCGGAAAAGCAGGUGCUCGACACCCGACGGGACCUCACAAACAAGCUCAAGGUCCAGUACUGGAACCUGGAUUGCUACGUCCGAGCGCCCUGCGUGUGUGAUCGACUUGGACAGAUCCAUCCUGUCAUGGCUUAA
Messenger RNA from Yarrowia lipolytica CLIB122, 1158 nucleotides. RefSeq lists its product as uncharacterized. Lineage: Eukaryota; Fungi; Ascomycota; Dipodascomycetes; Dipodascales. The record is from RefSeq and is a predicted model, not a curated record.